AUGAGCAGUGGAGGAAGAUUACCUUCUUUGAAUGACGGUACUUUGUCAAAAUCGAGUGGUGCACCAAAGCCAGCUUUAAAAUUCAAACCAAAGGCGGUCGCCAGGAAAUCAAAGGAAGAGAGAGACGCUUCUGUGGCUAAGAUUGCUGAUGUGAGUAAGAGUAAAGAGAAUAAGAAAAAACAGUUUCAAAAUAAAAAAAUUGAUCCCAAGGCCAAAGGUAAAGUACCUAGGUACUUGGAAAAUACUCAUGUUAUUUCAUCUGGUCCGUUGGCUGCUGGAAAUUUCGCUGAUAUGAAAGAAGAAGCAAGAGGCUUCACAAAAGUGACACCCUCUGGAUUAUCUCACUCCAUAUGUAGUCUUUCCAGGUCUGUCAAGCAAGAUCCCAAUUCUUCUGAUGAGUCAGAUGUUGACAUGGAUAACGGGGAAGCUGUUAGUAACACAAAGAUACUGAAAAUCAAUUUGGGUAAAGAAUUCGAUUUGGAAGAUAUGAAUAACAUGCAUGAUGAAGCCGAUGAAGUUGAAGAAGAGAACGAUCAAGAAGUUAAAAGCGAUUCAAAUGAACAUGAUAAAGAAAUUACAAAGAAAAUUCAAAGAUUGUUCCCUGUCAGACCAGUGCGUAUAGCGCACGAGGACAUCGACAAUGUUCAGAGAGAAAUUCAAAAUUAUGCAUCUGCACCAGUUAGUCAUAAUGAGAUAACUUCUUCCUAUGAAACGAAAAUAAAGUUAGAAAAUGAGGACUCGAAACCAAUUGUAAACGAAAAUCCAACAGAUUUAAAGAAAUAUAUAAUGAAAAGGCAAGAACUUCUUGAUAAGAAAAUUGAGCAAUUGGAAAUUAAUGAAGUUCAAUCGUCAGAUUUGGUGGAGUCGUCAAAGGAGACGCUGUUAUUAGAAGAUGAUUAUAGAUAUCUUGCAAAGAAAUUGGGGACUCUUGAUAAUCAUCCUUCAAAAUAUAUGCUAUUCCAACUCCCUUCAAAGUUACCAAAAUUUAAAGAUUUAUUAGAAAAAAGAGUCAUUAAUGAAAACAAACCAGAUAAAUUUGACAAUAAAAAUGCAAAUGGUAAAAAACCACUAGUUCCAGUCCCAGUCACCCCAAAAGCCACGGAAGAUAAACUACCAACAGGUAACAUUGGUUCCCUUAGAAUUCACAAGUCCGGUAAAAUAUCUAUGAAGAUAGGUAAUGUCGUCAUGAAUGUACACAGAGGUGCAGAAAGCACUUUCUUACAAGAUUUAAUAAUGGUGAAUAAGGACGAUGAAGAACCAAAUGUCAACGUUAUUGGAUCGAUUGAUACUAGGAUUGUUGUGACACCAAAAUUAUGA
Molecule: messenger RNA, 1317 nt
Organism: Tetrapisispora phaffii CBS 4417
Lineage: Eukaryota; Fungi; Ascomycota; Saccharomycetes; Saccharomycetales; Saccharomycetaceae
Gene: RPC53
Product: DNA-directed RNA polymerase III subunit C53
Exons: 1
Coding region: 1-1317 (438 amino acids)
Biological process (GO): transcription by RNA polymerase III
Cellular component (GO): RNA polymerase III complex
Molecular function (GO): DNA binding
Source: RefSeq, a predicted model, not a curated record